This is a messenger RNA of Plasmodium gallinaceum, 2724 nucleotides long. RefSeq names its product large subunit rRNA processing protein, putative (gene BOP1). NCBI's taxonomy places the organism in Eukaryota, Apicomplexa, Aconoidasida, Haemosporida, Plasmodiidae. Gene Ontology annotation, molecular function: ribonucleoprotein complex binding; protein binding. The coding region runs from base 1 to 2724 and encodes 907 amino acids. The transcript has 5 exons. The record is from RefSeq and is a predicted model, not a curated record. Gene Ontology annotation, biological process: ribosome biogenesis; maturation of LSU-rRNA from tricistronic rRNA transcript (SSU-rRNA, 5.8S rRNA, LSU-rRNA). Gene Ontology annotation, cellular component: PeBoW complex; preribosome, large subunit precursor.
AUGAAUGAGAGAAAGAAUAAAUUUAACAAAAACAUAAAACCAAAUGAUCAGUUAAAAAAGAAAAGAGAGGUAGAGAAUGAAAUAAUAUAUAGAAAAAGUAAAAAUAAUCUUAAAUCUAAUGAAAAUAUUAAAAUAGGAAAAAUUAAAGAAAUAAAUAUUAAAGAAAAAAACAAAAAUAAUCAGAGAGAGGAUUGUGAUAAGAGUAGCAUUAGGCAGAUUGAUAUUGAACAUAUUGAAAAAAAUAAUAUAAAAAAUAAAAAAGAAGAAAAAGAAAUGAACGUAAAAAUAGAAAAAAUGAAAUUAAAGGAACCAAAAAAAAAAAAGGAUAAAAAUAUAAAGGAAAAUUUAAAUGUCAUUAAAAUAAAAAAUAGAAAUAAAAUUAAUAAAAAGGAAACAGAUUAUGAAGACACUAUAGGAAGUGAUUUUUAUAAUUGUAGUGCAAAAAGCACAAACACAGAAAAUAAUGUUUUUAUAAAUGAAGAAAUUGAUGAAAGUGAUGAUGAAUAUAAUAUAAAUACUCUUGGAAACUUCGAUUUAAAGCAUUAUGAAAAUUUCGAUAUCAUAGGUUAUGAUAUAAAAGGGAGAAAGAUAUACAAAGAGGAAGGAAAUGCUAUUGAUGAUUUUAUUGAAUCAAAAACAGAUGAUAAUGCAUGGAGAAAAAUAAAAGAUAAAAAAAAUAACAGAAUUGUGCAAUUAACAAAUACUGAUUUAGAGAUAAUAAAAAGUAUUAGAGAAAAUAAAGUAGCAAAAUACAUUGAUAAUUCUAACUACAUUUAUGAAAAUGAAAAAGAAGAGUAUAAAAUGUUUCCAACAUCUAACUACAAUUUGAUUAAAGCUAACUAUAAAGAAUCAAAACAUGAUAAAAAAAAAAUUCUUCAAAUAAUGAACUAUUUAUUGAAUAAACAAAAAUAUCCAGAAAGAUAUUUACCAAAAGAAGAAGAUGAUAUAUAUGAUUUAUGGAAAAAUAAAAUAUAUGAUGAAUUUAACAACAUCAAUGAAAUAAAUUUACCUAAUAUAUUACCAGGUCAUAAAUACAGUUACAAUCCACCACCAGAAUUAAUGUAUAAUUCAUCAGAAAAAAGGAAUAUUUUAAAAAAUAAUGAAGAUGCUUUUAUACCACAAAAAUUUAAAAAUAUAAGAAGUAUAGAAUAUUAUAAAAAAACAUAUUUUGAUUUAUAUCAAAGAUGUUUGGAUAUAUAUUUAUGUUCAAGAUCAUUAAAAAAUGUUCUAAAUAUAAAUAAAGAAGAUCUAUUGCCAAAAUUACCAUCCACAAAUUCAUUAAAGCCAUUUCCUCAAUAUCAAUUUAUUAAAUAUAUUCUGAAUGAUGAUUUAACUAAGGAUAAAAAUAAAUAUAAUGGUCACAUUGACAUAAACGAAAGGGAUCAUAUUGUUUACACAAUUCAAUGCAAUACCUUAUAUGUAUUUGAUAUAUUAACAUCUUACAAUAUGGCCACAAUUGAUUUAAAGUAUUAUUAUAAGAAAGUUAUUCCAAAGAAUAAAAUAUCGGACGAAUUUCAAGAUAAUGUUAUGAUAAAAGUUAAUAAAGCUUAUUCAAUUUUAGCUAUUUCUUGUGGAAAUAUUAUAUUUUUAUUUCAUUAUGAAAGCUAUGUACCACCUAUUAGGUCAGGUAAUGAAAAUGUUGAAGAAAUUUAUCACACUAAUAAAAAGAAUAAAAGUACUUGUAAUGAUAAUGAUAAUCAAAAUAAAGAGAAAAAUAAUACAUCUAUACCAUCAUCAAACAGUGGGGAUGAAGAUGAAUCAGAUUUAUAUGAUGAAGAUUUUGAUGAAGAAAAUGAUGAUGAUGAUGAAACAUAUAUAGACAAUAGUAACAUGGAAAUUGACGAAGAUGAAAAUGAGAUAAAUAGUAACACUGAGGAAAAUUGUGAAUCAAAAAAACAAUAUAUAAAUCUAGAUAGAAAUAUUAUUUAUCAUAAAACGAAAGGAUUACUUAGUGUAUUUCAUAAUAAUUUUAAAAACACUGAUGAAUAUUGUUAUUCUACAGAUGUUGAUAUAAAAUGGAUUAAUAUUAAAUCUAAUGAUAAGAAAAUAAAGUACUGCGUUGCUAUAAAACAUGAAGGCAAAAUUAAAGAUUUUUCGUGGAAUAAAAAUGGUAAUUAUUUAUCGGUAACGUGCCUAAGAAAAGUUGGUCAAUAUAAUUAUUGUUAUUUACAUCAUUUAAAAUCAAUGAAAUCUAUAAAACUCAUAAAAAAAUAUAAACAAAAAAGAGGAGAUAUUAUUCAAACAAUGUUUUUUCCUAGAAGUCCAUACUUUGCAGUUGCUUUUGAAAACAAUAUAAUAAUAUAUAAUUUAAAGCCUAAAUCUAAAAAAGAUAGAAUCAUAAAGAAACUAAGAGGAAUCCAAAAUAUAACAAGUAUUGAUAUACAUAUUAGUGAAGGGUAUGUUUUGGCCUCAGAUGAAAGGGGAAAAGUUUUUAUAUUUGAUUUAGAAUUGUCUUCUAACCCUUAUAAAAAAUUCCAUUUGCAAGAUUAUCCCUUAAAAAAAGUGGAAUUUCAUAAAAUUUAUAAUUUGUUUUAUUCAUUAAGUUCAAAUGGAACUGUAAAUUUAUUUUAUUCCAAAUUUUUUCAAGACUAUAUAACAAAUCCAAUUUUAUUACCAAUUAAACAAUUAUCAUAUGAAUCAAAAAUAUUAGACCUUGUUUGGUCACAUAAAAAACCAUGGCUGUUUGUUCAUACAGAUAAUAAUUUUUCUGCUUUGUAUACAUAA